CUUCAGGGACGAUGCAGCCACUCCUGCUCCUGAUGGCCUUUCUUCUGCCCCCUGGGCUGGGACGGCCUUUUCUGUCAGAGGAGAUCAUCGGGGGCCACGAGGCCAAGCCUCACUCCCGCCCCUACAUGGCGUUUGUUCAGUUUCUGGAUAAGGGGAGCUGGAAGAGAUGUGGCGGUGUCCUCGUGCAAAAGGACUUUGUUCUGACGGCUGCUCACUGCAGAGGAAGCUCAAUCAAUGUCACCCUGGGAGCCCACAACAUCAAGACGCAGGAGACCACCCAGCAGGUGAUCCCAGUGAGACGAGCCAUCCCCCACCCAGACUAUAAUCCUAAGAACUACUCCAAUGACAUCAUGUUACUGCAGCUGGAGAGAAAAGCCAAACGGACUGCAGCUGUGAGGCCCCUGAGUCUACCCAGGGGCAAGUCCCGGGUGAAGCCAGGACAGGUGUGCAGUGUGGCCGGCUGGGGGCAGGUGGCGAUGGGCACUCAAACCACCACCCUGCAGGAGGCAGAGCUGACAGUGCAGGAGGAUCUGGAGUGCGAAUCCCGCUUCACUGGCUAUUACAACCGGACCACCCAGAUUUGUGUGGGGGACCCGAGGAAAGUGAAGACUGUCUACAAGGGUGACUCCGGCGGGCCCCUCGUGUGCAAAAACCUGGUCCAGGGUACUUUCUCCUAUGGAAAGAAGAAGGGGACACCUCCAGGAGUCUUCACCAGGGUCUCACACUUCCUGCCCUGGAUAAAGACAUCAAUGAAGCGCCUCUAACAGCAGCUUGAGGCUGACCUUUUCUGCACUGGCCAACAUUCCGGGGCAACGGGAGGAAUCCCACAGGGCUUGGCAGUGGCAUCACAGGGCCACAAUAAACGGAUCUCU
This is a messenger RNA of Hippopotamus amphibius kiboko, 872 nucleotides long. RefSeq names its product granzyme H-like. The record is from RefSeq and is a predicted model, not a curated record. Bases 12 to 764 code for a protein of 250 amino acids. The transcript has 5 exons. Gene Ontology annotation, cellular component: cytoplasm; intracellular membrane-bounded organelle. Lineage: Eukaryota; Metazoa; Chordata; Mammalia; Artiodactyla; Hippopotamidae. Gene Ontology annotation, molecular function: serine-type endopeptidase activity. Gene Ontology annotation, biological process: proteolysis.